Messenger RNA from Microthlaspi erraticum, 1077 nucleotides. NCBI's taxonomy places the organism in Eukaryota, Viridiplantae, Streptophyta, Magnoliopsida, Brassicales, Brassicaceae. The record is from the annotation of a GenBank genome assembly.
AUGGGUUUGAAAGAUAUUGGAUCCAAAUUGCCACCGGGGUUUCGGUUUCAUCCAAGUGAUGAAGAGUUGGUUUGUCAUUAUCUUUGCAACAAGAUUAGGGCCAAAUCUGAUCACGAUGAUCUUGAAGAUGAUGAAGUUGAUGAAGCUUUGAAGGGUUCUACUGAUCUUGUGGAGAUUGACUUACAUAUUUGUGAGCCAUGGCAGCUUCCUGAUGUGGCAAAGCUAAACGCAAAAGAAUGGUACUUCUUCAGUUUCCGCGAUAGAAAAUAUGCUACUGGAUAUCGCACAAACAGAGCGACGAUAAGCGGAUACUGGAAAGCAACAGGGAAAGAUCGGACGGUGAUGGAUCCACGUACAAGACAAUUGGUAGGGAUGAGAAAAACACUGGUGUUCUACAGAAACAGAGCACCAAAUGGUAUCAAAACUACUUGGAUCAUGCAUGAGUUCCGUCUUGAGUGUCCUAACAUGCCACCUAAGGAAGAUUGGGUCUUAUGCAGAGUGUUCAACAAAGGCAGAGACUCGUCACUACAGGACAACAGCAAUAACAAUGAUCAUCAAACGCAAAGUUUUGAACUAUAUGACGCUCCAGAUCUUAAUUACGCCCCUAAUUACAACAAUCAGUUGCCACCUUUAUUAUCAUCCCCUCCUUCCAUCACCAUCGACCCCCCACAUCAUCAUGAUGAAAAGAUGAAAAUACAAGUUUGUGAUCAGUGGGAGCAGCUAAUGAAGCAGCCUUCAAGGACCACCGACCAUCCCUAUCAUCACCACUGUCAUCAUCAAACCAUUCCAUGUGGAUGGGAGCAGAUGAUGAUCAGUUCUAUGUCGUCAUCUUCUAGCCAUGGCCCUGAUCACGAGUCCUUGAUAAAUUUGCUUUACGCCGACAACAACAACAGUGUCAACAUCAUUGAUGAUCAUCAUGAUCAGAAUUACGAGAAGAUUUUGUUGUCAUCAGACAUCACGAGUUUGGAUAAUGAGAAGACAUGUAUGGGGUCAUCUUCGGAUGGUGGUAUGGUCUCUGAUCUUCACAUGGAAUGUGGCUUGAGUUUUGAGACCGACAACCUCCUCGGUUUCCAUUGA